AUGAGGUGUAAGAAUCACAGUACCGAUCUCAGCAGCAUCACCGGCGUAUGCGCUACGUGCCUCCGUGAACGCCUAUUCACAAUAAUCCUUACUCAAGAACAAUCUCAACCUCAGCCGAUAGAUCUGAACCGUUGUAAUUCGAAUUCAAAGAAUCCGACGGUCAAUCGUUCGGUUUCUCCGUAUAUCAGCCACCGAAAAUCCGUCAACAAUCCAGUUGCAGUUACUCAACGGCCGUACAUCAAACCUCGCCUCAGUCACAGCGUAUCGGAUAGAAGAGUCUACAGUUCACCGCAGAUAGCGGUUACUACCGGCGGUUGUAUCGGUAGUAGUUCAUCAAACUCGAAGAAACCGAAUUUUGUUAGGUUUCCGUCUAUUUCAAAUCUGUUCAGGUCUAGCAGUCGUAACGGAGAUCGUAACGAAAAUUGUAACCGUAAUGGAGAUGCCGAUUUGAGACCUAGGGUUUCGGUUUCGAGUUGUAACGGACUGAGCGGUAGUGGCGGUAGGCCGUCGUCGGUGACGCCGUCGACGUCGUGGUGGCGUGGUCGUCAGUCGUCUGUAACUGCCUCUAACGGCGGAGUACGGAAGCAACGGUUUGUUUCGGAUCGAGGAAUGUCACCGGUGCGAACCGAUGAUGACGUCAGCGACGGUUCGAGCGCGAACGAGUCGACGGAGUCGUGUAAACAGACGCCGGUGAAGACUCAGGUCCGGCGCGGCGGCGGACAGAAGAGGGUGACGGAAUUGAUUUUUUGUCCGUUAGUGAGUGCGAGUCCGCACCGGAUGUUGAACGUGAAAGGAAAGCCGCCGGUGGAUUGUGGAUAUUCCGGCGAUGUAAGAGCUCCGGUUGUGCCUCAUAUCUCACAUGCUAAAUCGUUUUCCGGCAAUAGGUCACGGAAGCUUGUUGAUUUUGGGAGGGGUGAUCUGAACCGUUGA
Messenger RNA from Helianthus annuus (common sunflower), 930 nucleotides. RefSeq lists its product as uncharacterized. The record is from RefSeq and is a predicted model, not a curated record. Lineage: Eukaryota; Viridiplantae; Streptophyta; Magnoliopsida; Asterales; Asteraceae. The transcript has a single exon. The coding region runs from base 1 to 930 and encodes 309 amino acids.